This is a messenger RNA of Phytophthora sojae, 1635 nucleotides long. RefSeq lists its product as hypothetical. The record is from RefSeq and is a predicted model, not a curated record. The transcript is spliced from 2 exons. Lineage: Eukaryota; Oomycota; Peronosporomycetes; Peronosporales; Peronosporaceae. The coding region runs from base 1 to 1635 and encodes 544 amino acids.
AUGACGGCGACCGCGGUGGAUGUGAACGACAGCGACAAAUACCCCACUUCGACGCUGGUGUUGCUCGGAGAGCAGGAGUUCGUGCUGCGAGCGUCGCACUCCCGCGUGGUGUUUGAAAACUAUAAUCGCGCUGGAGAGGCAAGUGCAGACGAAGAAACGCUACGCUGCCUCGAGUCUUUCCUGUCUGACGCGAGUAUUGAGCAGUUGAUCACGCUGAAACUCGACAACGGACACGCACAGCAAAAACAAGUCGACAGUCCAGCAGCGGAUGACGACGUCAGUGUUCCGAUCAUUCUCUCUGCCCCCUCGACAUCGCGAUUCGAGUUAGUCCUGCAUGAUUCAACAUCUUCGUUCGAGACUGUGUUAAGUCGUGGGUCUCCAUUGACCUGCAUCAUCAGGUUUAAACGCCCCGGGGUGUCUGAGAGCGACUACGCAUGGGAUGACUUCCAGGAUCGGCUUGUGGUUCACACGAGGCUGAGCAAGCUCGUCAUCCGCCUCGAAGCUUGGAAGAACGAGGUGAUGUCGCUCUCGCGUGACCAAGAAAGUGGUUUAUUGUUUCCAGCCUCGCUGCCGGAAGUGAAAGCCCCGCCGCUAAGGCUAUUCGGUGCAAUCGAGCGAAACGCCGUACGCCAGCGUGCAUCUUCUCCAGGCCUAACUGAAAUCACCAAGACUUCGUUAGUAUUGGAGCAAAACAGCGCUGCAUCCAACAACUUGGAAGCCUCUCGAACUCCACGAACAGAAGCUUUGCCCUCUCUAUCGCGCCCUGGAUCAAGUGAACGGCAGCCGAGUCUCUCAGUUUCGUUACCAGGAAAUCUAGUGCUAUCGUCAUGUGUAAAUGCUGGUUCCCUACCUCCUUCUGAAGUUACUGCGAUCCAGUCCCUACGUGAAGCUCGCGAGGUUAUCAUGAAGCUGCGGCGUCGACGAACAGUUCGAAGCAACUCAAGAGCUUCGGGUGGAAUUUCUCCUACUUCUGUCAUGGAGACCGAUUUGUAUCCGGAAACUGAAGCCCUGGAUGCUAAAACGAAGGCUGAUCUCGAGGAAUUCAACAACCUGGUGCUAUCGGCAAGGGAUCAAGUAACGAAGGAGGCUGUGAAGGCGAGAAGCGAAUUGGCGUAUUACCAGCAGCUCAUUCCAGUGCCACCACCUCGCGGUUCGACCCCAGAAAUGCCAUCUCCGCUUGCCCAGAAACCAAAGAAAACCCGGCAGAUGUCUGCAGCGACUAAAAGACCGUCCAAGUUGCCGUCACUUGUGCGGCCUUCCUCCAGUGCAGCAACUACUUCCGCAUCAACCGAGAUCGACCCUUUGUGCCCAAUGAACAACCAAGAAAUGUCCCCACUUGAACAAGUAUCACAACCUCGAAAGUGCUCUGCACGCCAGCAAAUCCUGAGAACGACAAAGCUGAAGUCUCUGUCGGCGUCGGUAGAUGGCGCUCAAGGCGCUCAACAGCAGAAAGAAGCCGUCAAGGUGCCAGCUACUACCUCAAAACGUCGGAGGAGCAUAAACAACCAGCUGCAACAAGAGCAAGUAGACGAGCUGAGCGAUUUCGACGACCCCGAUCCGGAAGUAGACGAUGCACCGAUUCUUCCCGAUGAGCUUAGUGGCGUUGCAGCCUUGGAGGCCGACGAAUUGCUUUGA